Messenger RNA from Cajanus cajan (pigeon pea), 1364 nucleotides. Its product is annotated as Tetratricopeptide repeat (TPR)-like superfamily protein. Gene Ontology annotation, cellular component: chloroplast thylakoid membrane. Lineage: Eukaryota; Viridiplantae; Streptophyta; Magnoliopsida; Fabales; Fabaceae. Gene Ontology annotation, molecular function: protein binding. The record is from RefSeq and is a predicted model, not a curated record.
CCCUGCGUAAUCAUUUCAAGUGAGGGUUUUAGGUUCUCUUUCCCGUGUUACAGUCCCUCUCUCACUCAUGGACACUCUUCCAAAAUUGCGUCACUUUACCCUUUCGCCUAACCACCGUGCUUCUUCAUUCCCCACACCCUUAUCCUCUUCAAUUUCGUUCCGUUCCGUUCCGCCACCUUCGUCGUUUAGGUUACCUUCAAUCAGAGCCUCACAAAACGACCACGCGUUUCGCACUCCACCAAACCCUAAACCCUCGUCUCCUCUUAUCCAAACCCUAACCUCAUUAUUCUCCCCCCUCGUCGAAACCUCCUGCAUCGUCGUCGCCGCCACCGCCUUCUUCUUCAUGCGCUUCCACGCGCCCGUCUUCGCCGCCCCGCUCUCGCCGCCGCCGCCGGCCGAGUCCGCGGCGGAGGUCGACCAGGAAGCGGAGAGAGCUCUUGAAGAGCGCCUCACCACCCAUCCCGACGACACCGACGCGCUCCACGCGCUCAUGGAGUGCAAAAUCAGAGCCCGCAAGAUCGAGGAAGCGAUGGCGGUUCUGGACCGUUUGAUUGAAGUUGAACCGGAGGAGUACGAGUGGCCGCUGCUGAAGGCGAACAUGCACAUCUACAACGAUGAACACGCUCAGGCGCGGAACCUGUUCGAGGAAAUCCUCAAGCGAGAUCCGCUCCGCGUGGAGGCCUUCCACGGCCUCGUGAUGGCGACUUCGGAGUCCAACGAGCCUCUCAGAGCGUUGCUGAGAAGAGUGGAGGAGGCGCUUGAGGCGUGCAAGAACCAGAACAGGGAUUCCGACGUGAGGGACUUCAAGCUAUUGAUUGCGCAGAUUAAGGUGAUGGAAGGGAAUUUUUCUGAGGCGCUUAAGGCCUAUCAGGAUUUGGUGAAGGAAGAGCCGAGGGAUUUUAGGCCUUACCUUUGUCAGGGUAUCAUAUACACGCUCCUGAGGAAGAAAGACGAGGCGGAGAAGCAGUUUGACAAGUUUCGCAGGCUUGUUCCCAAGGAUCAUCCUUAUAAGGAGUAUUUUGAGGACAACAUGUUCGCCACCAAGUUCUUCUCGCAGAAGUUGGAGAGGGAGGGAGCUGGUGCUAGGGGCUAGCUAACAGAGGUUAUCACUUAUCACGCUUGUGUCAAUGAGUUUUUGUCCUGUUAAUUUUCCUUUUACUGAUCCCUGGGUUUUGCUUAUAAUGCUCUUGGAUGGUAAUUCAGAUGUUACUAUAGGUGAUUAAUUUAUUAGUUUCAGUUUUUUUGUUUCUUUUCGUAAUGAUGUUUCAAAAUUACUGUUGGUUAGAUAUCUGAUGGAUAUAAAUUAGGGUCAAUGAAGAAAAGUUAUUUUUGUGCUGAAAUAUUAAAUUGGUGCAUUUGUUUUA